CCCUUGGAGCCGGCCAGUUACCCCCCUCCCGUCCCCAGGCCCAGGGCGGAGCACUGCGCUUAAAGCCAAGGAGGGAAUGGGACGUCGCUCAGCCUGCUAUCUGGGUUCUGCACUGAUUUCGGGGGUCGGCGGGGAGCCCCAAGGGUGGGCCCUGGAGGGAGGCCUGGGCCUGGAGAGGAAGGCGGGGCUUGCGGCGGGUCCGAGGCUUGGGGAAGGGGCUGGCAGAGUGCGCGGCUGGCAGGGUGCGGAGCUCAGGCUCCAUCAUUACUCUGGGGACAGGGGUGAGGGCGGAUCCCAGGAGGUGCAGAGAGCAGCUUUCGCUCGCAGGCUUAGACUUCCCGGGCAAUCGGUCUCCCGGCGCUGCAGUAAAGUGGGGUUCGUCUGGAGCCCGGCCAGAAGCGGAGAGAAGGCCGGCCCCGCUGGCUCUGAGGUCGCCCUGGCGGUAGCAGGGGAGAUGGGCUUGCUCUCAAUUUUGCGCAAGUUGAAAAGUGCACCAGACCAGGAGGUGAGAAUACUUCUCCUGGGCUUGGAUAAUGCUGGCAAGACCACUCUUCUGAAGCAGCUAGCAUCUGAAGAUAUCAGCCACAUCACACCUACACAGGGUUUCAACAUCAAAAGUGUACAAUCACAGGGUUUUAAACUGAAUGUAUGGGACAUUGGUGGACAGAGGAAAAUCAGACCAUACUGGAGGAAUUAUUUUGAAAAUACUGAUAUUCUUAUAUAUGUAAUCGACAGUGCAGACAGAAAAAGAUUUGAAGAGACGGGUCAGGAACUAGCAGAAUUAUUGGAGGAAGAAAAACUAAAUUGUGUGCCAGUGCUCAUCUUUGCUAAUAAGCAGGAUUUGCUCACAGCAGCUCCUGCCUCUGAAAUUGCAGAAGGACUGAACCUGCAUACUAUCCGUGACCGAGUGUGGCAGAUCCAGUCUUGCUCAGCUGUCACAGGAGAGGGUGUUCAGGAUGGCAUGAACUGGGUCUGCAAAAAUGUCAAUGCAAAGAAGAAAUAAAAUCUAGACGAAUGGAGACGCAGGAGCUGCGGGAGCCGAAUUCGGUCCUGAAAAACACUAAUUUGCUGCUUUCUGACCAAAUGUUUUUCCAUCUGUGUACAGCUACAGCUGUUUGAAGAGAGGGAACAACACAGUUUAGAAAGAAUCCCCAUUCCAGCAGUAGAUUUAACUGAUCUCUGAGGUUCAGUAUCAUUUUUCAAAUAAAGGAAUUAUAUUAUUUCCUCUGCAUAAUUGAAAUAGUAUUAAAUGUCUCAAAGCACAUGAUUAGAAAAUGAGAUCUUUUAAAUGAGCAAGAGAUUGCAUUGCAGUUUAGACAAUUCCAGUGGGCUUUUUUUUCCUCUCGAAAAAAAGAAAAAGAGGAAGAAGCAGCUUUGCUGAGUUCAUUUAUUUACUGACCCGUCCCUUGCAUUCCCUCCAUGGUUUUGAAACCACAGACAGUGUUUGCUGCUGCUGUCAGUGAUUUUUACCAUCACCAGCCCAGCCAGGCUUCAGUCUGUCCGGCAGGAAGCUGCUGGGUGGGGGUGGGGGGAGAAAAGGCAGAUAAUUAAACUAUCCCAUCGUCUCACAGGUCAGAGACUACGUAUGUAAUCCUCACUCUUUGGACAGAAAAAAAAAGAAAAAAAAAAAAAACCUUUCCUGCAGA
This is a messenger RNA of Chlorocebus sabaeus (green monkey), 1646 nucleotides long. It is a transcript of the gene ARL3, whose product is annotated as ARF like GTPase 3. Gene Ontology annotation, molecular function: GTPase activity; GTP binding. NCBI's taxonomy places the organism in Eukaryota, Metazoa, Chordata, Mammalia, Primates, Cercopithecidae. The record is from RefSeq and is a predicted model, not a curated record.